AUGUUUUCCUUCAAGAAAAGCUCGAAACGGCCUGUGCCUGAUGAGAGGCCCAUCCAAGAGUUAAAUACAACUCACACCUUAUCAUCCACUACCCCUGAUAUAGUAUGGUCCCCUGGCCAACUUGGAGAUCCAUCACAAACCCCGAUAGACCUGAACCGAAAACCCUCGCUGGCUAGGACUUUUCGAGCAGGCUCAACAAGCUCGUCGUUUGGCCUCCAUCAUGAAACUUCGCCAGUUCCUAACAGUCGGCGCAACGAUCCUCUUGGCUUAACCGUUGUCUAUGAGCCAGAAACAUCGCCUGCUCUGGAUAUCAUCUUUGUCCACGGCCUUGGCGGAACAAGCCGGGCUACAUGGGCAAGAGGCCGAGAUCCACAGUAUUUUUGGCCGGAAAAAUGGCUUCCUCUCGAGCCUGGAAUUCGGAUGGCGAGGAUUCUGUCGUUUGGUUACAACGCGAGCUGGGCCGCCACCGGGUCGGCUCCCAUCACAGGCAUCGCAGAUUUCGCGAAAGAUUUGUUAUAUUCGAUGAAAUUUGCGAAAAAUGACAAUUUAGAUGAACUCGAGUUGGGCCAGAGACCGAUUAUAUUCAUUGUGCAUUCCAUGGGAGGGCUAGUCGUCAAACAGGCAUACAUCAUGGGCCAAAAUGAUGAUCAGUAUUCUAAUAUUGUCUCUUCGAUCAGUGCGAUAUUGUUUUUGGCGACCCCACAUCGCGGGUCUAAUCUAGCCGACAUCUUGAACAAGAUUUUGACUGUUUCAGUCUUCAAUCACAGCCCCAAGCUAUACAUAUCUGAGUUGAGUGUUGGUUCGCAGACUGUCGCAGCUCUGAACGAGCAGUUUCGUCACAUUGCUCCAAAUUUGGACAUACUUUCAUUCUAUGAGACAUUACAGACUUCCAUUGGACCUAAGAAAAUGAUGGUAGUCGAAAAAGAUUCAGCGACUCUCGGUUACCCGAAGGAGAUAUCAAAGGCCCUCCUUGCCGAUCACCACACAGUGUGCAAGUUCGAUAGCAAUCAGGAUUCUAAUUACAUCAGCGUUAGAAACGCUUUGAAAACCUUGGUCUCGUCAAUUCGUUCGGCAGGGGAAUCUUUGUUUGGAGAGCAAGAAAAGUCCCAGCUCGAGCAAUUACAGACCCUACUAGCAAUCUCAGAAACAUUUCACGAUGAUCUCGAGUUCUUUCGUGCCAGGUGGACACCUGGGACCUGCGAGUGGAUACUUUUUAAUCCAUCCUUCGUCAAUUGGAUAGAUCAAGCUGAUAACACCCCGACAAUGCUCUGGUUGCACGCAUUGCCAGCCAGUGGCAAGUCUGUCUUAUCAUCGUUUGUUACGCACCAGCUUCUAGAGGACUCUCUCUGUGUAUACUAUUUUUUUCGAUUCAGCGACGAGUCUAAGCGCUCGUUGUCUUACUGCCUGAGACAUGUCGCUUUUCAGAUAGCAAAGCAGCUCCCAGCAUUUCGUCGCGCAUUGAAAAACAUCUCAUUUGCCACGAAAACGUUGGAAAAAACAGAUGCAAAGACCAUCUGGGACAGAAUUUUCGUCCGACUGCUGUUCAAAAUGAGACUCGCAACAACGAUCUACUGGGUUAUUGAUGGGUUGGAUGAGUCUGACAACCCACAGCAGCUGCUAGAUUUGAUGCAGAGUGUAUGUCAUUCAUCCACACGCAUCAAGGUGCUUUUUGUUAGUCGCCAGACUUCGGGGCUCAUUACAACCUUUGACCGUCUGUCCUCUCUACUCUCGGUCGCAUACCUGCCUCUCGAAGACACAAAAAAAGACAUCAGGCUUUAUGUUGAGCAGGAAGUGGAAUACUUGCACGCCGCUCCCGACUUUAAAGCGCGGCUGGUGGAUAAAAUGACGAAAGGUGCGGAUGGUAAUUUUUUAUGGGCCAGCCUUGCUAUGCGUGAGGUAAUGGAGUGCAAUACCGAAGAAGAUGUUGAUGAAACGCUGAGCGGCAUUCCCGGUGGCAUGGAGCGACUAUACCAACGCUUGGAGCGUACAAUCAUUGCGAAUACAAAACCACGGGAUCGGAAAUUGGGAAAGAGUAUUUUGACCUGGGCGAUAUGUUCCCGACGCCCGCUAGUCCUCAGCGAGUUGGUCCAGGCGUUGGAGCCUAACUAUUCAUUGAUGCUGGAUAUGAAAUUCGUCAUCAACCGUGUCUGUGGCCAGCUAGUCAUCGUCGACUCUGCCACCAAUAGACUAAUGAUGGUACACGAGACUGCGAGGGAUCAUAUCUUGGCGACUGAUUCGGAGCUUGGGGUCCACUUAGCAGACGGACACCAGAUGCUGUUUGCCAGGUGUCUAGCCGUCUUGGAGGAGAAACACCAUCUGCCCCGAGACCUGGCUCUUCAGCCCGAGACUGGGAAGAAAGUCCUGAAGGGAGAGCUAUUUCAUUAUGCAAUGACAUCGUGGACUUAUCACCUAGAUAAAGUCUCGCCUGAUUCAGAUGAGCCAUUAUUGCUCAUGGCGAAAUUUCUCAAGGGCAAUUGUGUUCUAGACUGGAUUGUGGCGCUGGCUUUAACAAGGCGAUUGCGAGUGCUUGUGUCUUCAGCAAAGAGCAUGAAUCUAUACGCCCGACGAAAAAGAGGUCGUUAUGCUGUGACGAAUCCAAUGGCCCAUCGCCUUCAAGAGCUUAAUUUGGUUGAAACAUGGGCGACAGACUUGCUUAAACUCAUUGGGAAGUUUGGGUUGUCUUUGACCGAAAGCCCGACAUCUAUUUACCAGCAAAUUCCGCCAUUUUGUCCGAAGAGCUCGAUGAUAUUCCGGCAAUUCAAUUCACAUUCUCUGGUGGUUGAUGGACUAUCGACAGCAACAUGGGACGACAGCCUAGCCAAGAUCUCUCUUCAGCCCGCUACUCAAGGUCUCAUCAUUGAUUGUGCGGGAGACCUCUUCGCUGUGUUGACGAGUGGAGGAGUCAUUACUCUGUACAGCUCUACGACUUUUGAGACAAGGCGUGUGCUCAAACAUGAGGAACAGGUUUCUGCGAUGAAGUUCAGUCGCAACUCACAUCUUCUUGCGACUUACGGUUAUCGGACAACGAAGGUGUGGUCAGUCGAUUCAGGGCGAAUUAUGCACCAGAUUCAAAACCCCAUCGGCAGCACAGUCCAAGCUAUAGAGUUUUCUGCCAAUGAUACUCAGCUCGUCAUUGGGUCGGCUGAUCGACUUCUCAGAGUUGCUCGGUUGAUGGAUCCAGCUCCUGCUUGGUCGGUUUUGCAUCGCAGUCUACUCACAAUUGACGCUGCCCUUGACAGACCUGUGCACAACAUGCCCUGGCGUAUGGCAUUCAGCCCUGACGCGACUUGUGUCGCUGUAGCUUAUCGUGGUUCUCCCAUGUGUGUCUGGUCUCUUGAGACCGCUCAGCUGCUGGGGCGAUGCAUGCGCAGCCAGGAACUGGCCGGAAAUCUUUGGACCGUUGUGGACCAAAUUGUCUGGCAUCCAAAAUCGGAGGAGGUUCUUGGUCUAUACAUGGGAGGACAGGUAUUCAGAUGGAAUCCCUACACCGACAGCCAGCAGGAAUUAGACGCGCGUGGGUCGAUUCUCGCAUGCAGUCCUGAAGGGAAAUUUUUUGCAGUAGGGGACAGUCAGGGCACGUUGAAGCUCUACAACUUCCACCAUUUCAGCAUGAUCUAUAAGCUUUCCUGCGACAAAAUGAUCACGGAUAUCUGUUUCAGCCCGGACAGCAGAAGGCUAUAUGACCUCCGCGGGGCAUGGUGCAAUGUCUGGGAACCAAAUGCAUUGCUUUCAGGGGAGGAUCAUGGGGAUAAUAGCGACAUAGGAAGUGAGGCUGCCAGUAUUCCAACAGCCCUGGUUUCUGAAGCUUCGUCAGAAGUACGACCACAGAUAACCGCAAUUGCCAUUUCUGAUGGAGGGCAAUAUCAUGCAAUUGGAAACGAAGCUGGAGUUGUCAGCAUGAUAGACUCCUCGACUAGCAACAAUCAGGCAAUCGAGCUCUGGAGGACACCUUUGGAGCUACCUAUUGCACAUUUAGAUUGGUCGUCCAAUCGACGAUUCCUUGCCUGCGUUGAGAUGGCGGGGAGUGUCGUUGUGAAGGAUAUUCAUCGCGAUGACGACGGGACCUGGGCCGUUGAUGUAGCAUUCAAGGUGAGAAUCAACUUGAGCCCCGGGGGUAUUCAACAAGUCCUUCUCGACAGCAGUGGGGCAAUGGUCUUGAUUAAAAAUGGGCCCUCGGUCAACGUGCAACCGGUACAAUUGACUCCGAUUGACACAGAGCCAUUAAACAUUACAUCGCCAAAUACGAAGUGGACAAAACAUUCGACAAACCCAGAAUUACUAUUGUCUUUCAGCACCAGUCAUAUACGCAUCUACAGAUGGGAUGAUCUUUCUGAAAUCACAUCUCUCGACCUGGAGAUACCGUCCCUGCUCUUGCGAUCAAGUCCAGAUAUCUCGCUAGAUCUCGCCAGGGUUGAUCUUCAUCGCGAGGAUAAUGUCAAGAUUAAGCGAGUCUGCAACAUUCACUCAGGCUCUGACUUCCUCGUUCAUAUCGUCUUUCCAACAACGAAUGGUCGAGAAACUGCCACAUCACUGUUCCGAUUACCACACAGUCCAGCCAUGUCUGAUUCAGUGACUAUACCAGCCGAGCUUCAGCAUCAAAUCGAGAUUCCACUGGGGAUUCUCUCCCGGAAUCGUCUUGUAUUUCUCGAUAGGAACUACUGGAUCUGCUCUUGGAUCCUUAGUCCCGACUUUAACUCUGAACGCGUUGAACGACACUUUUUUCUCCCAAGCGAUUGGCGCAAUAUGGAAUGUUUGGAAUUGUGCGCGUUGCUUCCGGAUGGAGUAUUCUUGAUUCCAAAUAAUGGCGAGAUAGCUAUGAUUAGAAGUACUGGGUUAAGUCAUGGGUGA
Messenger RNA from Penicillium longicatenatum, 4848 nucleotides. RefSeq lists its product as uncharacterized. The transcript is spliced from 5 exons. The coding region runs from base 1 to 4848 and encodes 1615 amino acids. Gene Ontology annotation, molecular function: protein binding. The record is from RefSeq and is a predicted model, not a curated record. NCBI's taxonomy places the organism in Eukaryota, Fungi, Ascomycota, Eurotiomycetes, Eurotiales, Aspergillaceae.